AUGCCUCCGAAGGAAACAUCCGGCCGCGGCAGGGGACGGCCCAAGGGUACCACGAACCGUCGUCAGUCUACAGAGACAGCAUCUUCCGAACCUAGUGACCCCUUUGAAUCCUCAGACGACCAGACGGAAGCACAGGAGACACGAGGAGGUGACGCUGACGACGCACCGCCACCAGAGAAGUCUAUACCUAAGGACCUAUUGACUCGCAUAUUGCACGAGUUCUUCACCAAGGACUCUACCAGGAUAUCUCGCGAUGCAAAUGCGGCGAUGGGCAAAUAUAUGGAUAUUUUCGUGCGGGAAGCCAUUGCUAGAGCGGCUGUGGAGAAGAAUGCAGGAUUCUUGGAGGUGGAUGAUUUGGAGAAGAUUGCACCACAGCUCUUGUUGGAUCUUUGA
Molecule: messenger RNA, 393 nt
Organism: Pochonia chlamydosporia 170
Lineage: Eukaryota; Fungi; Ascomycota; Sordariomycetes; Hypocreales; Clavicipitaceae
Product: CENP-S complex, centromere protein X
Exons: 2
Coding region: 1-393 (130 amino acids)
Biological process (GO): DNA repair; replication fork processing; resolution of meiotic recombination intermediates
Cellular component (GO): Fanconi anaemia nuclear complex; FANCM-MHF complex
Molecular function (GO): protein heterodimerization activity
Source: RefSeq, a predicted model, not a curated record